This is a messenger RNA of Truncatella angustata, 1200 nucleotides long. RefSeq lists its product as uncharacterized. The transcript is spliced from 3 exons. Lineage: Eukaryota; Fungi; Ascomycota; Sordariomycetes; Amphisphaeriales; Sporocadaceae. The record is from RefSeq and is a predicted model, not a curated record. Bases 1 to 1200 code for a protein of 399 amino acids.
AUGUCUUCUCCUCCAAUUGAAUACCCACCAGAAUAUGCCAACUAUGAUGGCGGUCCUCAAGUAGUUCGGAUCAUGACUGCUGUCAUCGUUCUGGCUACUCUCUUCGUUGCGCUCCGACUCGUCAUUCGACUGCACCGCCGUGUCGGAUUGGCUCUGGAUGACUGGCUCUCUGUGGCCUCGCUCAUCUUCUUGUGGGCUGAAUAUGUUGAUGGAUACUUAUGCAUCAAGUACGGCGGCGUCGGGCUUCAUCUUCCCAUCGCCCUGGCGACUAAGCCUGACGCCUUGAAAAAUACAUUCAUUUACAUGUUUGCCGGCGAACUGCUCUUCUUCACCUGUCUCGCUCUUAUCAAGUGGAGCGUCCUGGCCAUGUACUACCGCAUCUUCCCGACACGCUUCAUGAAGUGGGGAUACAUUGUGCUGGGCUCCAUGACUGGCGCCUGGUGGAUUGCUGUCAUGAUCGUCACGGUCUUUCAGUGCUCGCCUGUUCACAAGUACUGGGACCUCGCUACCCCCGGCACGUGUGUGAACGCCGCCGUGUUCUACAUCAGUACAAACGGCGUGCCCAACAUUGUCAUGGACGCGAUGAUCCUUUGUUUGCCCAUAUACGAGGUCUACAAACUCCAUGUUGCGCGAAAGGUGAAGGUCGCCAUUGGCGCCAAUUUCCUGAUUGGUGCACUUGUAAUUAUAGCCAGCAUUAUCAAGUUGAAAGUCAUGGUGGAUAUGUAUAAGAUGGGUUCCGAAGCAGACGUCACUUACUAUCUGGCGGAACUAAUUAUCUGGGUCGAAGUUGAGCCUGCUAUGGGUAUCAUCUCAGCCUCUCUUCCCACCCUUCGCCCAAUUCUGAGCUUUUUCUUACGCCAUGUUGGACUAAGUCAGGACGCAUCUGAUCGGGCGAAUACGCCUGGCAAAUCACUCGUCACGUUUGGGCGGGUCAAUAUGCGGAAGAAGAGAAGCGGCUACACAACGGCGGUCAGCAUUGACCAGGAUCAAGAGUCGAUGGAACGCCUUAGCGGAUGGCCCGAGGAACACCUUGGUAAGACGACCGCUACCGUCGGUGUCGGACACGGAGACGUAGAACUCAACCGCAUGGAAUCCAACCAGCCGCAAACCACCAACGUAAAAACCGAGAUGGCAUGGACUGAAUCUCAUGUCAAGGAACAAAGGGACAAGGAAGAAGUCAAGUAUAAUCGGAUGCAGUAG